CAGAGCCCGGGCGGCGGCCCGGCAGCGCUCCCGGCCGGCCCGGGCGAGCCCAUGGUGCCGAGCACAGCGACCUGCAGCCGCCGCCGCCGCGCCUGCCUGCCCGGUGCGGAGCUCAGCCCGGCGCGGAGCAGAGGAGGGGCCCAUUAGCAGCCGCGGAGGAGGCGGAGGGGAUGCCGGAGAGACACAAAGCCGGCGGGGGAAGCAGCCCACGGCUCAUCCCGGGAUGGGGGCGCCGCGCCGGGUCCGCCUGAUGGUGCUGCCGCGGGUGCUCUGGGGCUCCGUCCCCUUCAUCCUCCUGCUGCUGCCCGCGGCCGAGCCCAUCUGCCCCGAGCCAUGCGACUGCCAGCAGCACCAGCACCUCCUCUGCACCAACCGGGGCCUACGCUCCGUGCCCAAGACUGCCGAGCCGCAGGAUAUCCUCACCUACAGCCUCGGGGGCAACUUCAUCGCCAACAUCUCCGCCUUCGACUUCCACCGCCUGGCAGGGCUCCAGCGGCUGGACCUGCAGUACAACCGGAUCCGCUCCCUGCACCCCAAGGCCUUUGAGCGCCUGGAGCGGCUGGAGGAGCUUUACUUGGGCAACAACCUGCUGCCAGCGCUGGCCCCUGGCACGCUCAGCACCCUGGCCAAGCUGCGCAUCCUCUACGUGAACGCCAACGAGAUCGGCCGUCUCAGCGCUGCCUCCUUCUCUGGCCUCGACAGCCUUGUCAAACUGCGACUGGAUGGCAAUGAGCUGGGCUCGCUGGGCGAUUCCACUUUCUCAGGGCUGCCAAACUUACUCUAUCUGCACCUGGAGUCCAACCGCAUCCGCUGGCUGAGUCGGGGUGCCUUCACUGGCCUGGCCAAGUUGCGCUUCCUCGACCUCUCAGGGAACCAGCAGAGCUCUCUUCGCCAUCCAGACAUCUUUGGGCCGCUGCGCUCCCUCCACACCCUGCUGCUGGCCAGCAACAGCCUGCGGCAGCUGACAGGGGGGCUCUUCCAGCACCUGCCCGGCUUGGCAAAGCUCUCACUCAGCGGCAACCGACUGUCUCACCUGGCCCCGGAUGCUUUCAGGGGGCUGGGCUCGCUGAAGGAGCUGCGCCUGGAGGGGAACCUGCUGAGCCACCUACCUCCAACCCUACUGGAGCCGCUGGACAGCCUGGAGGCACUGGAUCUGAGCCGCAACGCACUGACCGCCCUGCACCCGGCCGCCUUCGGCCGCCUCGGCCGCUUGCGGGAGCUCAGCCUGCGGGACAACGCACUGGCCACGCUCCCCGGCGAGCUCUUCGCCUCCACCCUGGCCCUCUACCGCCUGGAGCUGGAGGGGAAUGCCUGGAGCUGCGACUGCCGCCUUCGCGGCCUCAAGCGCUGGCUGGCGGCCUGGCACUCCCAGGGCCGCCUGCUCACCGUCUUCGUGCAGUGCCACCUGCCACCCGCCCUGGCCGGCAAGUACCUCGACUACCUGCAGGAUGGCCAGCUGGCCCUGCCGCAGGACGGCGGCCCCUGCCCCGAUGGUGCCUCUCCCUCCCCGCCAUCCCCCGAGGGACUUGGUGGCAACAAUAGUGCAGCGGGGCUGCCCCCAGGGUCACCGCCGGCCGCCUCCACCGCCCGCCUGAUGAUGGGGGUGCCCAUGGCCGCCAGCCCCACGCCGGCACCGCUGCCCAGUGCGGCGGCGUGGCCCCGACGGGCCGGUGCCCCCGGGGUCCCGCCGCUGGUGUCCGACCCGUGCGACUUCAACAAGCUGUUCCUGCACAACCUGUCGGUGGAGGCGGUGGGCUCCAGCUGGGUGACGGUGCGCUGGGCCGUGCGGCCGCACCGCAGCCCCCGCCUGCUGGGGCCGGCGCGAUUCCGCCUCCUCUUCGACCGCUUCGGCGCCGCCGUCAAGUUCCAGCGCUUCGUGUACCUGCCGGAGCGCGGGGAGCCGGCGGCCACGCUGCGGGAGCUCCGCCCGGACACCCCGUACCUCGUCUGCGUCGAGGGCGUCCUGGGCGGCCGCGUGUGCCCGGUGGCGCCGCGGGACCACUGCGCCGGGCUGGUCACCCUGCCCGAGGGCGGCACCGCGGCGGCGGCGGGCGGGCCCCGCGGCCCCGACCAGCAGCUGCUCACGCUGGUGCUGCUGGCGGUGAACGCGCUGCUGCUGCUGGCGGCUCUGGCCGCCUGGGCCGCCCGCCUGCUGCGCAAGAAGGUGCUGGGCCGUCGGCGUCGGAAGGCGGCCCCGGUCCACGUGCGGCAGCUCUACUCCACACGCCGCCCGCUCCGCUCCAUGGGCACCGGAGUCUCCGCCGACUUCUCGGGCUUCCAGUCCCACCGGCCGCCCCGCGGCGCCGCCGCCUGCGCCCUCAGCGAGGCCGACCUCAUCGAGUUCCCCUGCGAGCGCUUCAUGGACAGCGGCAGCGGCCGGCACGGCGACGAGCACCUGCUGCAGCGCUUCAGCGACUGAGCCCGGCCCGCCGCCGCGGCAGCCGCGGGGA
Molecule: messenger RNA, 2450 nt
Organism: Lonchura striata (white-rumped munia)
Lineage: Eukaryota; Metazoa; Chordata; Aves; Passeriformes; Estrildidae
Source: RefSeq, a predicted model, not a curated record